Messenger RNA from Spinacia oleracea (spinach), 2276 nucleotides. RefSeq lists its product as uncharacterized. Bases 173 to 1837 code for a protein of 554 amino acids. Lineage: Eukaryota; Viridiplantae; Streptophyta; Magnoliopsida; Caryophyllales; Amaranthaceae. The record is from RefSeq and is a predicted model, not a curated record. The transcript has 8 exons.
UUAGGUGAGGUUUGAUUUGGGAUUGUUUUGCAUGUUAGGUGUAAUACCAUAAGGCCAUUAUUUUAGGUAUAGCUUUGUAAAUGGCCAAUUGUAGCAUUUUGCUCUCUUUUCUAAGUAUUGCUCCCUUUACUAAGUAUUGCUCUCUUUUCUUUGUUGCAGGACCGUAGCUACCAUGGAUGAUCAUCGUGAUAAUGAAAUACAGGGAAUUGAUGGAGCUAGUCAUCCUACGGGGGAAUCACAAGGUACCAACACUAGUAAAAAGACCAAAUUCCGUGGUCCGUCAAAAAGAGUUCAAGCCAAAAAGCCUAUGCAUCUUCAGUAUAAUCAAUAUGGAAUCCCCGAUGGAGAAUGGUCAGGAGAAUACGGGAAGCAAGUUGGGUCUUGUGCUGCUAGAAUUAACAUUAAUGUGAAAGAAUAUUCAACGUUAGAUGAACACACAAAGAAGGGGUUUUGGGAGGAGACCAAGCUUCUGUUCCACAUUAUUGAUGAUCCGGCUAAAAGGAGAGAAAAAUAUUUUCAUAUGUGUGUGGCGAAACGCUUUGGAGCUUUCAAGUCCAGGUUAACGCGGCGUUGGAUAACUAAGAAAGAAAAAAUGCCGAAACAUCAGACAAAUGACAUGCCUUGGGACAUCUACCAUCAAAUCACAGAGGAUGAUUGGAAAACAUUUGUGAUGGAAAGAAACAAGCCGGAGAUGUUGGUUCGUAGAGAAAAAGAAAGUAAAAGUGCAUUACAAAACAAGCACCCACAUCGCACAGGCCAAAAGGGUUAUGUUAGAAAGAGACCAGAGUGGAUAAAUGAUGGGCGACUACCGCCAGAGGCAGCUUUAACCCUCUCAAGUGGCUCCUCCUCAGUGACCUCAUCACUCACCACAGCGCCAGAUAGAUUUAAGAAGUUUAGAUCAGUAGAGUGGAUCUUGGCUCAUCAAGUUAAAAACAAAGAGGGAAAGUGGGAAGUUGACCCGAAUGAUAAAGAAGCCGUAAAUAUUGCUAAGAUGGCUUUGGAGUACAUAGAAGAAGAGGGAAAAGGAAAUAUUUCAUUCACCCAGGGAGAAGAUGCCCUCACCAAGGCUAUGGGAAAAAAGGAUCACCGUGGGCGUGUCAAGGCAACAGGUGGAGUUAAUGUCGGUUACAAAGUUUCUUUCGGUCCAAUAGACCGAAGUAGUAGAUGUGGCCAUAUUGAACCAUCACCGGAGGCUAUCGAAUCAAUCAGAGCUUCGGUGAGAAGGGAGUUUGAAGAUCAAUUAGAGAGAAAGGUGGCGGAGGCCCUCCAAAACCAACUAGCCACAUUGAAAGCAACCGGUCAACUACACACCCUCUCUACCCCCGCACUUGAUUCUGCUCUUGUAAGUGAUGAGUUUGAUGUUAACCGUGCACUCGUAACCUGUUGUCCGAGUUCAUCGCAGCAACCACGCGAGCUGAAGGCCAUAACUCCAUGUCGUCUUGCCCUUGAGGAUAAAGUUUUGGGUAACAAAGUGAUAGUGGCAGAUGGUAUGGCGUACCCAUUGGAUGGUUCGUUGCACCAACACUUUAGAUCGAUGAAGCCUAGUCAUUAUAAGGUCCAAGUUGAUUGUAUUUACGACGGACAUGAUGAUGACACUCUUCCGGUACCUACUGGAGAUGGAUUCAAUAACUUAGGCAGGGCUCUUGCUAGUUUUGUGCAAUGGCCAAUUCACUUGGUGAUUUUCGAAGAAGACGAGGAGUACUCUACUCCACGCCCAACAAAGAAGUCCAGGAGUCAGAUUUUUGAAGAGGUGGUUGGUAGCUCCAAAGAGAAGAAAAACGAAUUAAUUGUCAAAGAGAAGACAAUAGAAUUAGUUGUCAAAGAUAAGACAACAUAAUUAAUUGUCAAAGAGAAGGCAACACUUGAUUUAGGGUCCAAAGAGAAGACAACACUGAAGUUAACGGCCAAGGAAAAUUCAUGCUCAAAUAAGUUGGAGUCGAAAUCGAAGUCGAAGAACUCUAAGACGGCCAAAGAGAUGGUAGGUAGUUGUGAUCGUAAAACUGAAGAAUCAGCCGCCAAAAGUAAGAAGCAAAAUUUGGCAGACGACACAAUUCAAGGUCUUGGCCCAUCAUGCAAUUAUUUGAAGUUUAUCAUCAAUACGGCGCCCGGUGAUGUAUAUAAAAAUACUUCAAUCCCAUUGCCCGCUUCGGUUUGGCAUUAUGACGAAGAUCGACAAACUUAUGUAAAUGAGGUUGACGUUGAAGAGUUCCUUAGAGGGGCGUGCCUCAACAUUUCAGUGAUCCAAGUCUAUAUGAUGUGUUUAUUCCACGAACACA